Tachysurus vachellii is the source of this 4281-nucleotide messenger RNA. It is a transcript of the gene fbxo30a, whose product is annotated as F-box protein 30a. Lineage: Eukaryota; Metazoa; Chordata; Actinopteri; Siluriformes; Bagridae. Gene Ontology annotation, molecular function: protein binding; zinc ion binding; ubiquitin protein ligase activity. The transcript has 3 exons. The coding region runs from base 212 to 2485 and encodes 757 amino acids. The record is from RefSeq and is a predicted model, not a curated record.
UAACGUAUCAACCGGUCAGUGUAAAUAAACACGAGUAAAGACAGAUAAAAGUAGUGUACUGUGUAAAUAAUACGUUUUCCUUUGUGUAAUUAUAAUAGUAUAGUUUGAACUACAUAUUCACAGUUAACUCAGAGGACGCCUUGUCACACUGCCUCGGUAGGUCCCGAAGCAAAGCCGUACAGAAAACAUCUUGCUACAGUUAAUAUAUACAAUGGAGGAGCUACACAGUCAUUGCCAGAAUUGUAUUAACAGAAGAUGCAUGAUAAGACUAGAGAUUGGUGUUUCAUGUGACCUCAUGGGUUGUCCUCUUGUGUGUGGGGCAGUUUUCCACUCGUGUAAAGCAAACGAGCACCGUUUACUAUGUCCGUAUGAAAGAGUGCCAUGCCUAAAUAGUGGUUUUGGAUGCCCCUUCACUAUUGCCAGAAUGAAAAUGGCACAGCACCUGGGAACAUGUCCAGCCAGUGUUGUGUGCUGCACCAUGGAAUGGAACCGAUGGCCGGUUAGCUAUGCUGAUCGUAAAUCCUAUGAAAACUUGAGUAAGGAAGUUUACGAUGUAGAACAACUAGAUAUGGCGUUGGCUCUACAAGAUCAGCGCAUGUUACUUGAGUCUCUCAAAGUGACCACCACUGUGGCAAAAUCAGUGGAUGAACAAAAUGAGGAAAACAAAAGAAUGAACUGUGGUACUGAAGAAGCAGACUUGAAAAAUGGACUAAUUGAAAUGGAUGGAGAGACAUACGAUGAACUUUACAAGGCGUCAGUGGAAACCAGCAGAAAUUUAGCAGCAGCUUUGGACAUUCUCAGCAGUGCAAACAAAGGUAUCGACUUGAUCAUGGAAAACCUCAGUGGUAAGAAUGUAGAUAACAAUGGGGCUUGUCACAGUGGUAUAAACGGGGAUCAUUGUUCAAAAGAAGAUAAAGUUGAGCUAAUGAGGGAAAGUGACACAGAUUCCGAGUGUGAGCUGGGAGCUGUAGGUGGAGUAGACUGUGCUUUUCCAGUAGAUUUUGAUGAAGAUGAAAGUGAGUGGAGGGAGCACAGUGCAUUUGAUGAGCCUUCUGCUGAAGAUGAGGAAAUAAAUGGCAAUAUGAAUGUAGAUGCACAUGGAUUUUUAAAUAUAGAGGAGAAUGCCAAUCGUGUCAGAUUUGAAAUGCAAGUGGAGAGACCUGCGGUAUCUUUCAACAACUUUGCUGAUGUUAGGCUAAACAUGCCUUACCAUUCCAUGCCCACUGUAGCACGGCAACCAGAAAUGGCCCAUUCACCCCAGUUUCCACUACCUCCACCCAUUCCUCUGCCUGAUUUAGUGCAGAACAAUGUUUUACACCAACUGCCUGUUGAAAUCGAGGACCGAUGGCUGGAGCGCAAGCUGCAGAACCUUCAAGUGCUUAGAGGUAUGAGUGUGUUUACAUAUAACGGACGGAAGGCUCUUCUGUCCAGUCCGUAUUUGUUUCGGGCCAGAAUGGAAGAUAAGGCAGUGGACACUUCUGACCUAGAGGUUGCGGAUGAUCCUAUUGGCCUUCAUGGUAUCGACUUGAUCACUGCUGCUUUGCUCUUCUGCCUUGGCGACUCACCGGGAGGUAGAGGCAUAUCGGACAGCCGUUUUGUGGAUGGAUAUCGAAUUGACUUUGGCACACAGACUUUUUCCUUUCCCUCUGCUAUACUGGCCACCAGCACCAUGGUGGGUGAUAUUGCCUCAGCAUCUGCCUGUGAUCAUGCCAGCCCUCAGCUGUCUAACCCCAGCCCAUUCCACACACUCAGACUAGACCUGGUCCUAGAGUGUGUUGCCCGUUACCAGACCAAGCAGCGCUCUAUGUUCACGUUUGUGUGUGGGCAACUGUUUCGCAGGGACGAGUUCUCCUCUCAUUUUAAAAACGUCCAUGGGGACAUUCACGCUGGGCUCAAUGGCUGGAUGGAGCACAGGUGCCCUUUGGCAUUCUACGGCUGCACCUACUCCCAAAGAAGGUUCUGUCCCUCUGUGCAGGGUUCUAGAAUUAUUCACGACCGCUACCUGGGCUCUUUUGGCGUGCAGUCCGGCUUAGCUGAACGUGCAGGUAAAGUCCAGUACCACAGUCACUCCCACUGUGACCAACUCAACAGCUUGCCUUUUGAACUACUGCAGCAUAUUGCAAGCUUUUUGGAUGGUUUUAGUCUGUGCCAGCUGUCUCGUGUGUCUCAUACCAUGAGGGACGUUUGUGCUAGUCUACUUAAAUCGCGCGGAAUGGUGGUCUUGCUUUGGGCAAAGACAAGACGUGCAGAUGGCUCUUUCUCAUGGCAGAUUCAUGACAAGGUAUGGAGAUUUAGCACAGCCUUUGGAACAGUCAAGGAGUGGAAAUUUGCCAACAUUUCCAGCAUGGCUGACCACCUGAAGAAGUGCAAGUUCAACACAGUGGCCCGUCGGGAGGAGGCCGUCCCUCUGCCAUGCAUGAGUCACACCAGAGAACUGACUAAAGAAGGUCGCUCAGUAUGCUCCAUGCUUAGGCCAGUCUUAUAGGCUGAGCUUAAAAAAAAGAAAUGUUCUGCCAUAAUGGCUUUCAGUGUGACAGAUGAGUGUGAUGUUUUCAUUUAAAAUACUGGGGUUAAAUUUUUUUUACCGUGUUGUAUCAUAGGAAUUAAAUUAAGCAGAGCCUUAAUGUAAAUAUAUACUUAUUUACACUCAUCUACUAAUAAAAUAUGCAGGGUUUAUUAUUGUUAUUUUAUAUUUACUUGUACAGAUGGACAAAACGUAUGUUGAGGUCUGUUUAAUGCACCAUUACCUACAGGUAUGUCCCCUUUGGACAAUGGUGACAAAACAUUAUUUUAUUUAGGAAUGUAAUAAUGUUAACUGUCUUUAGCAGUUUUGUAACUACUGACAGUUUUAAUAGAACACUUAAACCUUUUUUUGGUUUUUAGGUGAACAUUAUGUAGCACUUUACUAAAGAUUGCUAGAAUACGAGAAGUUUACUUUUCUAAAUCUAAUCGAAAGUCACUAAAAACUGUGAUGUUUUGUCCUGUAAGUGAAUUCAUCACCCUUAUUAUUCUCUCUGGAUAGAAAUGUACACUAACAUUUUGCACAAAGUAGUGUAUAUACACUCACAGUCCAUUUCAUUAAAAACACUGUUAUCCAGUAACCAAAUCAGGUAGCAGUAGCACAAUGCAUAGAAUCAUGAGGAUACCGGACCAACUUGGACCAUUGAAAAUGUUUGUUUUUUUUGUUUGUGCCAUUUUGUUAAAACACUAGAAACCUUUGUGCAAAGAAAAAAAAAUGUAUAAGCUCUAAUAUAGUGAACCACCCAUCUGGCACCUACAACCAUGUUGUUUUUUUUCUCAGUUCUGACGUUGGAUGCUUGAAUCUUGACCUGUAUCUGCAUGAUUUUAUGCAUUGUGUUGCUGCUAGACUGUUCAGUACUGUCAGGUGUUCCUAUUAAAGUGUCCGGUGAGUGUAUAUCUGUGCAUUUGGAUCUUUAUCUUUCCCUUAUUUUAUUCUUGACAAAAUGAGCUGUAAUGGAAGCCUGCCGGACAGGUCUACAACAAAACGUCUGAAGCUAUUCUGUUAGAAAACAGGCCAUUUGUUGGAAACAUGAACACAUUUCCAAGGGUUUUUCUAAUGUUUCUCAGGGUUCUAAAGCGGGAGUUAGAAUGAGUUGAAAGGGGGAGUUAGAAUGAACAAAAAGAAGAAAGAAACAUUGUGUGAAGUGAAGUUAUAGCUGGACUUGCAUAUUUAAUGUUCAGCGUAUAAGGCAAGGAUUUAUUGUUCCUGGGGUGUCAGUAUUAAACAGCACAAAUAAGACUGGUAUAUUUGACAAGGCUGAUCACAGCCUGAGGAAUAUUUCUAUUGAACAGUUGAACUUAUUGAAACAUUACUGAGGAGUUGAACCAUUUUGUUUGAUGUCUCUAUUUACAGGCUUUUUAAAAUUGGAACAUUUGAAGUGUGUGCCUUGAAGUGUAGCAUGGUGUUAGCACACAAUUUUGUAUUUUGUAUUAAAACAGCUCAGAACAAUUGGUUGCCAAUAGAUUUGCAUGGUUUAGGAUUUCUGGCUUAUAUUUUGAGUACUGAAUAUUUUUUGGUAUGUGCAAGUGACAUUUUAUAGCAUCAUAUUUCCCACGGAUGUGAUAAACAUAGCAAAUUGAAUGCACUUUGGAGAUCAUAUGAUCAUUUCUGACUCCUUACGCAUGUGAUGCUUAUUGCUGGAAAUAUCAAACUAUUGUCUACCUUUAAAAAGUUUUUAUUUUUGUGUAUCAUAUAAGACAUCUGAUAACAUUUUUUGAAUACACUUAUUAAAUACAUAAAACCUGUUGGUCCUGAUUGCA